Messenger RNA from Xiphophorus maculatus (southern platyfish), 3412 nucleotides. RefSeq lists its product as uncharacterized. The coding region runs from base 251 to 1435 and encodes 394 amino acids. The transcript is spliced from 10 exons. Lineage: Eukaryota; Metazoa; Chordata; Actinopteri; Cyprinodontiformes; Poeciliidae. The record is from RefSeq and is a predicted model, not a curated record.
GCCGCCGCCGUUCCCUUCAGACACCUCUGACCCACCGAGACUGUCUGUGCUCAUAUUUCUGUUCCCAUUCGGUUUCUCUUCUUCUGCUUUUCUGAAGUGGUCCUCCGGGCACCCUUCCUCUUGUGCUUGCCUGUCGCCGGGCACUGAUUUGUAGUUUGUCUUCGUCUUCCUGUCCCCUCGGAAUACGAGAGCUCCCGUGGGAAGUUUUGUCGCGCGCAGAACGGCACAACUCAGACGCUCGAGGACAAACAUGAGCGCGACGCUGCAAUUUGUCGCCUUCCUGAGCUUCGCUAUCGUGAUGGCGUCCUACGGCGAAGCAGAUCGCCGUCUUCCUGCCCCCCAAAAAUAUACUCAUCACUGGGCGGAUAGAUUUGUUGUGGUAGUGAACUGGACUUGGCCGAAGCCCAAGGAGCUGCCACAGAGCUGUAACGUUAAAUUUGAGAUACGAUGGUCGGAGAAGCAGCAGGAUGUUGCUCGUGUGGAACACACUAAUUUCACUUACUACUAUUUAAGUAAAGAUUUCACCGCUGACAUUCUGGAGCUGAACAUUUCCUCCAAACCAUUGGAAGGCUGUAAAGGCUGGAAUGAAAGUGAGCCUGUAAAAGUGAAUAUUAAAGCACCAAAAUCAAAUGCUGAGUUGGUGAAGGACUUCAGAUGUUUUUACCUGUCCAACGACUCCAAGUGUUUCUGGACUGCAGUUGACCCAUCGAGGGAUCUGAAGGUGUACUACAGGUUCCCUGGAAUAGAGAAGAAAGACAUACAGAGUCUGAAGGCGUGUGAGGCUUUCAAGAUGGAAGGGAGGAGCAGCUGUUCCCUCAAAGUAGAGAAGGGUCGAGAUAUCUUUGUGCUUGUGGAGAAUGAGACAGGAAUGAACACCUUUGAACCUAAGAUGGAAAUACACGUGCCGAAAAUGAGCAUCAAUGAGACAGGAGCUUAUCUCCAACUGACAUGGGAAAAACCGGUUGUUGGACCGAUCGGUGCGUGGCAAUUCUGCGUCUGGUACAAAGAAUGUGGAAACAACAAACCUCCUCGGUGCUAUACGUUCAGUCAACAUCGAACUGUGGACAUCCCCUACAAUAAAUGCUGUAGGUACGAGUUUCAGUACAACAUCAGCACUACUGGGUUCUACAAACACGUAUCCAGUGACACCAGUGAAGUUAUACCCUAUGGUACCACAAGUUCUUGCAUCAGUUCGGCAAAUGUGGUGGCCAUCAUCAUCCCGAUCAUCGUCUGCUUCUGUGUCAUCUUAUCUAUCUACUGCUUCAAGAAACAUGAGAAAAUCUUCGGCUGCACCCGGCUGGACCCCUCUGUAAUAAAGGAGAUAUUGAACCUCAAUAAGGAAAAUAAGAUUCCCCAGGCGAACUUGUUAAUGCAGCACCAAGGGGAGCACACAGACACUUGCGCUCGACUCGUACCUGGAAAGGAGGGAUGUUGACCUGUUGUUAUACACAGUCAAAUAUCUGCCAGGCAGCUGGACUUGAACUCUGAGUGAACCUACAAAAGAAGCUAAACAUUUGGUUUAGAGGCUUGGCUGCGCUGACUCACAGAAACACAGUUUCUUCCUCUGGAUUUGCUGAGAGGGGGAGCUAACCUGUGCUAACAGCCGGGAGAGAACUGCCACCACUAAAUGUCAGCAGAAACAUGCGAACAUGGCGCUUCAGCUCUAUAAAUUUUGACCUGUAAAAUGGGAAGCUUGCAGCGUUAUAUUGAAAUCUCAAAACUACUGCAUGAAAAGCAAAAACUGUGGACUAUGCCCAUUACUUUGGAAGUUCAUCGUCGUUCUUUAAGAAGUCUCAACGCUGAAAGCUAGCAGUCUGAUCAGGAUUCUUCAGAAUCCUUUUUCAGGUUUCCUGCAUUUUGUUGUGUUCACUCACAAGAUGAGCCCAUAUUAUCUAUUUUUUUAAAAGGUCCUUAUACUCGAGUCCUGAGUGGAAGCUACUCUUUGGGCUCUUGAACACAACGGUUCCGAGUCAGGCCUGAUUCCACUUCUGCUUGCGUCGACGGAAUGGAGUCUGAAGAUGUUCAGCUGACGCGCCACAAGCAGAGCUAUGCUCUAACCAAUCGUUCUGUGAUGGCGGCCUGGUCAACACAAUCUGGUCAACUUUCUGAUGCUGGAGCGACUGGAGGCAGCUUAAACAGGGGGCGGUCUUUGCAGCCAAACUGUAGCGUGAAAUGGGUUUGUGAUGGACAAUGUUCUGUUGAGUCUCUUUCUGUCUAUGUAUUUGUUUACUGCACUGGGUUUAUAAGGAGUUAUGCUGAAAUCCCUUCAGGUGGUGGUACCACCCCUAACCUUUAACCCUCAUAAUUCCAUUAACUGCAUCCAGCCCAAACUGUACCACAACCUCUACCUUGUUUUCACAGAUGACUGUAAAUUGUCACUUGUGCCAACCUUCUGUUUACAUAUUUCCCACAGUUCUUUAACUGUGGCUUUAUCACCUCAUAAAACUAAAUUUAGCCAAAGUGUCUUGUAUAAAACGUGGGUGGAGAAGGAUAAUAGAACUUUUUUCAUGUCUGCCUCAAGAGUUGCUACAUGGCAAAAAUCUUUUUUUUAAUUUUUUUACUGAGACUGUACCUAAUAAGGCUUAAGAAAACAAUAGAGAUAACUGAAGGAUUAUGCAUUACCACUUUAAGACUAAACUGGAACGUUUGGUUCUUCAGAAGAAAGAGGAGUGGCUUUAGUCGUUGCCACAAUCCUGUCAUUCCUCUCCAUGGCAGUGCAGAUGUGUUGCCGAUAAAGGGCAUCACAGGCAGUAUAAGGAAAUGCAAUCUGUGGAAACUAACAUUUAAAAAAGGCCUUCCAGUAACCAAAUGGGGUAAUGUACGGAGAGGAAGAAAACUUUGUGGUCAUGACCUCCAACUCAGGAGAAGAAGACGGCUAGUUGUGGUGUUUCAUGGCUUUUGUACUUCAUAGGAAAUGGGUUUAAAUGGCAGGUUAGCAGCUAAGCUAAAGACAGCCAGUGAUGACCUGAGUGGUGGGAAGUAAAUAAACAAUCUUCUGUUUGUGCAGGUUUGCUGCUAUGUGGCACAAUUCUAUGUGCUUGGGCUUAAUGGCUGAAGCUAGCUCCUAGCAUGAGUUGGCAUUACUUCUCUUUGAUGAAAUACUAAAUAUGAACGAGAAGCUCAUGGCACAACUUUAUUUCCUCUUUUUGAACCACUGUAAGCAUAUGUCCAGAUAUUCAUGAACCCCCAGUAACUCUGACUCCGACUUAGCCAAUUUUCUGGUUUGCUUUACAAAGGUAUAAGGUUUUCAUCGCUGUAAGCAGUUUGCUGUAAAUCUUAACUGCAGUUUAAGGAUGUAUUCCCACACUGUGUAAAUCAGCUUUUGAACUCUCUGAAAGGAGAACAGGGAUGAAAUACUGUAAAUAGUUGAGAAAAUAUUAAACUGAUGAAAAACUUUGUUCAAUUUAUCAAA